AUGAACAACAAUAUUGGCAUGGAAGUUGAGGAGACUGUAAGAGAGUUGAGUCAAUACUUCAAAACAGGAAAAACAAAAAGUGUUGCAUGGAGAAAAAACCAGCUCCAAGCUGUACUUGACCUUGUUCAUGAAAAUGAAGAUGCUAUAUCUGAAGCUCUUUACCAAGAUCUCGGGAAGCACCCUGUUGAAGCUUACCGUGAUGAGAUUGGAGGAGUAGAAAAAUCAGCACAAAACUCUUUGAUCAGUGUUGAAAAAUGGAUGGCUCCUAAAAAAAGCAGUAUGCCUCUUCUUUUCUUCCCAUCAAAAGGAGAGUUAUUGCCAGAACCACUCGGCGUGGUUCUUAUUUUUUCAUCAUGGAACUUUCCGAUCGUGUUGGCAUUGGAUCCAAUAAUUGGAGCAAUAUCUGCUGGAAAUGUUGUUCUGAUAAAACCAUCGGAGCAAGCUCCAGCAUGCUCUUCUUUUCUUGCGAAUACUCUUCCUCGCUACUUGGACACUAAUGCUGUAAAGGUCGUCGAGGGUGGAGGAGAUGUCUGUGAAAAACUUCUGCAACAUAAAUUUGACAAAAUAUUCUUCACUGGAAGUCCAAGAGUGGCAAGGAUAGUUAUGACUUCUGCUGCAAAAAAUUUAACUCCUGUGACUCUAGAGCUAGGUGGAAAAUGUCCAGCUAUAUUUGAUUACCUUUCUAAUCCUUCAGAUUUUAAGAUGGCAGUGAAAAGAAUAGUAGGAGCAAAGUGGGGAAUCUGUAGUGGACAAGCAUGUAUAGGAAUCGAUUAUGUGCUUGUUGAGGAGAAGCACUCAUCUGAAUUGAUAGAACUAUUAAAGAAGUUUGUGAGAAGAUUGUAUGGUGAUAAUAUGAUAGAGUCAAAGGUACUGUCAAGAAUAGUGAACAAACAACACUUUCAGAGAUUGUGCAAUCUUCUUAAAGACCCUCUUGUUGCUGCUUCAAUAGUUCAUGGUGGUUCAGUUGAUGAAGCAAACCUGUUUAUUGAGCCAACAAUCUUACUAGAUCCACCACUAGAUGCUGAAAUCAUGACAGAAGAAAUCUUUGGUCCAUUUCUUCCAGUGAUCACAGUGAACAAAAUUCAGGAAAGUAUUGAAUUUAUAAACUCAAAACCAAAACCUCUUGCCAUCUAUGCAUUCACCAAAGAUAAAACUUUCAAGAGAAAAAUUGUAUCAGAAACAUCCUCAGGAAGUGUCACGUUUAAUGACACACUUGUUCAAUUUUUAUGUGAUACACUACCAUUUGGAGGUGUUGGACAGAGUGGUAUUGGUAGGUACCACGGGAAAUACUCCUUUGACACAUUCAGCCAUGAAAAAGCUGUAAUGCAUAGAUACCUUUGCCUUGAAAUUGAACCAAGGUAUCCUCCAUGGAGUAAAUUUAAGCUAGAAUUUAUCAGAUUGGCAUACAGGUUCAACUACUUUGGACUAGCACUACACAUGUUGGGUUUGAAAAAACAGAACUAG
Messenger RNA from Vicia faba (fava bean), 1464 nucleotides. The record is from the annotation of a GenBank genome assembly. NCBI's taxonomy places the organism in Eukaryota, Viridiplantae, Streptophyta, Magnoliopsida, Fabales, Fabaceae.